CGAAGAAGCCCUGCUUGAGCCGAGUACGGAGGGUGCCAAGAAGGACGUGAUGCUGCCCGUGACCCAUGUGCUAGCCUUUGGUACUUGGCUGGUGGCACAGAGCAAGGCUACACCAAGUGCCCUCACGGUCUCCAUCUUCCUGAAGCCACCUGGGGUGAUCGCACCGGGAGGCUCCACCACCAUCUGCUGCAGUUGCCAGUGUGACAAUGGGAACUUUGUGCUGUACAAGAAGGGCCACUUGUUCCGUACCCUGAAGCUUCGUGGCAGCAGGGCCGAGUUCUCCAUCUCUAAUGCCACCAAAGAGGACACAGGUCCCUACAGCUGCCAUUACACGGAUGGAGACACUGUGCUGGCUCGCAGUGAAACCCUGGAGGUCACGGUGCACGAGUUCCGUCUCCCCACACCUGAAUUCUCUGUCCUGCCUGGGCCUGAGGUGGCUGCAGGAGCUCACGUGACUUUCCGUUGCACCAUCGAACACUCCAGUGCUGGCUGUUUCCUGUACCUGGAGGGCCAGGUCAAAGCCAACUUACUCUCAAACAAAGAAGACUUCAACAUCUCCCAUGUGCAUAAAGGCAAUGGGGGCCGCUACAGCUGCCAGUGUUUCUCCAAGGUUGUUUCGUUGGAAUGGUCUGCUGUCAGCAAGACCCUGGAUUUGGUGGUGAGAGAUUACACCUGGAGCAAUGUGGUGCGCCUG
Molecule: messenger RNA, 694 nt
Organism: Leptosomus discolor (cuckoo roller)
Lineage: Eukaryota; Metazoa; Chordata; Aves; Leptosomiformes; Leptosomidae
Source: RefSeq, a predicted model, not a curated record